This is a messenger RNA of Paramecium tetraurelia, 2826 nucleotides long. RefSeq lists its product as uncharacterized. The record is from RefSeq and is a predicted model, not a curated record. Lineage: Eukaryota; Ciliophora; Oligohymenophorea; Peniculida; Parameciidae. The transcript has 5 exons.
AUGAUUGAAGACACUCAUUAUCAUUCACAACAAGCCAAUAAAAAUUAAAACUAAUUCGAUAGAAGAAGAAGUAGUGUAUAGUUUUAAGAUGCUUCAACAAUGAUCAACCCAAGCAGCACUCAUCUCUCUAGAAAUGCAUCUUACUCUAUGCCACAUGAAAGUCAAAUAAAUCCUCAGAUACUUGCUAAGAUAGCAGCUAUGGUGCCCUACAAUUCAGAUAAUAAAAAGAAAUUUUUUAGAGUGGAUCAUGUUCUCAAACCAAAAAAGAAACCAGAUCCUCUUGAAGAAGAACAAGAGAAUGAAAUAAGAAAGAAUUUGUAAUUGUCACCAGAGAUAGUCAAGGAGGAUUUAUUAAACAAACCAUUAGUAGGACCUUAAGCAGUCUAGUUAUAUUAUCAACAUUAUAAAAAAGUGAAUAAGGUUCGUUAAUAAAAUGACUUCUUCAAAAUUUCAGAUAGUGUAUAAACUGCAAUGCUUCGUUAAGCGGAAUAAAUUGAUGUAUUACCUUGUAAGAUAGGAGUUGUCAAAACUAAAGGCAGUGAAUAAUCUCUCUAGAUAAGUCAUUAGAAGUACGGAGAUAGAUAUGCAUCCAUGUUAAGUGAGGGUUUGAAAGUCAACCCUAAUAUCAAGGAUUUUUAUAUGGCAAAUAAUAGAAUUCAAAGUUCAGGAGCAACAUAACUAUUGAAUUAAAUUGGAAAAGUGGCCAAGAUUCUCGAUCUUUAAUAAAAUAAUAUCGGAAAAAUAGGAACAGAUUCGAUUUGUUAGCAAAUAUAAUCAAGAGAAAACAAAUUAGAAGUGUUAAAUUUAGAAGACAAUAAAUUAGGUGACAGAAAUGUAACUCGUAUUUUGAAGGCAUUGUUGAAUAGCAAUAAUAAGUUGAAAUCAUUAAAUGUUAGUAAGAAUUAUUUGACAAACGAUAUUGCAGAAAUAUUGAAGGAUAGUAUAAUUCAAUUAGAUAAUAUGGAGUAAUUAUAUAUACACUGGAAUUAAAUAAAAGGAUGGGGCGGAUAGAAGAUAUUUGAAGCCUUAAUAGAGAAUAAGACUUUAUUGGUAUUUGAUGCUGGUUGGAAUAGCUUUGGAAUCUAAGAGAGAAAAGAUGUUUAAUGUAUAUAGAAGAUAUGUGAUUUUUUGAUAACUAAUAAGACUGUGUUGCAUUUUGAUUUAUCAUCCAAUUAAUUUAGUCUAAAUGAUUGUAAACUAAUAGCAAAUGCAUUAAAACAGAACAGAACAAUAUAUGGAUUUCACUUUGUGAAUAAUUGGGGAGUUAUUGAUGCAAGAGGAUUCUUAUAGAUAUAGGAGAACGAAUUAUAGCGAGUCUUAGGAGAAACACCUAGAAUCAAAGGAUUAUAGUAGACUACAACAAUCAGAUAGGAGAAUGUGUGUUGGAUAUGUGAAGGUUGGUAAGAGUAGAAGUUUACUUGGACGCCUGAGAUAUCAGGAGAAGGUGAAGCAGAUCCUUUAUUUAUUCAUUUGGAUUUUGAGGCUUAUAAAUAAGUGUAUAUUCCAAAGACUCAGGAUCAAAUAUCUUUAACUUUAAUGAUCCCUACAAAUACUACCUAAUAUAUUUACACAAUGAAUGAUACAUAAGUGAUUGCUAUUGAUUAACCAAAUGUUCCUUAUGGACACUAAUUGAAAAUUAAUUACAAUAAUAACUAUAUAAGUGUUUUGAUGGAUAAUGUAAAUUAAGUAAAGAAGGACAAACAUUUUUCAAUUUUUGAUUAAGUUGAAUUCAAACCAUUAAUUAGUGUGUUACCUAGAACACCAGAUCCAGUUUAUAUUCCUCCUAAGUUGAAAAAGUAAAAGAGAAUUUGGACAUUCCCCAUUUCUAUUUGGGCUAAGGAUUUUAAAUUUGAGAAUGAGGAUUUAUUGAAGAAAUGCUUUGAAAAAGAUUUCUCUUGUAGCAAGAUAUCCAAAAUAGUAAAGAAUCCUGAUGAAUUGUUAGAAAUUAAGAAUGUUUUAUGGGCACAUUAUAAAUUGAUUAAGGAAACUUAUAAGUAAUAUAGUUCUAACAGUCCAACGGGGGAUGUGUGGUCAAUAUCUUCUAAUGUUAUCACAGAGUUUGCUUAAUAAACUGAAUUGAUAGACGGGAAGUCUUUAAAAUUGUCUGAUUUAGAUCUGAAAUUUAUAGCAACCUGUGCAGCUUCAAUUGAAUACAAGGGAAAUUUUAGGAAUCCUGAGAGAGCACUUUGUAGAUUCUAAUUUAUGGAGUUUUUGGUUAGGGUUUCUGAGGAUAAGUAUUUGAAAACGAAAGUUGCUAAUAAUAUGUUGGAGGCAACGAAAAUGAUCUUAGAAUAAUGUAAAACAUACAUGUCCACAUUCGAUGCUUAGAAGUGGAGGGAUGAGAGAUAUUUUAAUGAACAAUGUGAUGAUUGUUUGAAAUUCUUCAGGCCUUUACUCAAUCACAUAUAUAAUAAAUAUAGUGUGAAGAAGGUGAAACCAGGUUAGAAGAAGUUUAUGUGUUUGGAUGAAAUACAUGAAAUAUGUUCGUAAGCCAGUCUUUACGACGAAAGGUUCGUUGAGAGAGAUGCUGAUAAUGCUUUCAAUUUAUCCAUGAUGCUCCAAGUUGAUGAAUUAGAAAGUGAUAGGAUAUUUUAGAUGACUUUCAUUGAAUUCUUAGAAGCAAUUGCAAGAAUUGCUGAUAAGGUAUCUAUGCCAGGAAUUGAUGCAGUAGAUUUGACUUGGGAUCAAAGGGCUGUAUAACCACUUCAUUUGAAACUAGAGAAGAUGAUAAUACAUUUAGCUAAUACUUGUUCAUCUGAAGAAUUUAAGUUACAGUAUGGAAAUAUUAACAAAUCAAUGUUUGCAAUAGUUGAGGAAGAUGAUUGA